UGGUGCGGUGGUGGGUGGUACAGAUCCCACGGUUUCCAUCGGUGGGGACUGCGGCGGGCGCGUCGAGAGUCCCCGGAAUCACGCGGCGGUGGUGGGAGGCACAGCGGAAGCCGGUGACACACCCGCAGAUCUCCGAGCGAACUCGACGCCGUCGUGACUUUGGCCAUGUCGGGGAUCGACCAGAGACAUUUGCUCAACAAGUGUUUGGUGAUUGACCUGCGGCGGUCUCCAGAGAAGGUCACCAAAGGUCAUCGCAACGGGCAGAAGCACGGCGCCGAGGAGGAUGGCUUCGUCGUAUUCAAAGCGUGGCUGCACACAAACCUGGAGACGUACUGGAGCCCUCCGCUGCUGUCGGCACUACGCCGGCUGACGCUGGUCGGCCUGUUGCGGCCCUGUAUGUUCCUGGUGACGGCACCGUCCGGUCACCUGGAGGUCAUCCGCACCGCCUGGAGCCAGCGCACGCUCCGCGCGCCGCCCGGCUACACUGUCGCCAUGCUAGGUGUACCACACCGAGCACGGCUACCGGAUCGUGACGCCCGGCACGUACCAGCGCCAGCUAGCGGCCGAGCUGGAGCGCGAUGCCAUCCGCUGUGGCCGCAGCGUCAGCCGGCUGGUGCAGACAGACCUGGCCGACAUCAUACUCGGAGGCUCGGACUCUGACCCGGUGGUACACGCACGCCCUCUACAGAGCGAGACACUAGCGCCGUCUUUCGGCAUGGGCGUGUUCGCUCGGCGCCAUUCCCUCAAGUUGUCUGCCAGCCAGCGGGAGGAGCACUUCCGUCGGGCCAGCUCGAUGAGGUACCCGAGCUGUGUGCUGCGGCCGGUUAGCAGCCGCAAGACGUACACCUGACGAAACGCCCACCAGCGAGGAGUAUAGCGUCUUGGAGCGCGCGUCGCUGUUCUCCAAGCUGCUGCGCCUGGCGGCGCCGCGCCGCCAGCUGGCCACGUUCAGCGCCCAGUUUCCGCCACCUGAUUGGACGGCCGGUGACGUCACUCAUCUGCACUCAGUCGGCACGCAGACGGUGGCCCGGCGCGCGCCGCUGGCCGACGGCUCGCCCAAGAUGUUCCACUCUCGACGCCACAAGCACCGGCGAACAGCCAACGGCAGUAUGGAUCGCCUGGUGGAAACCGCCGACACUUCAGCUACAGCCGCCGACCGCGGGGCGGCACCACGGUCGUCGACACUGCCGCGGCGCACGAAGCUCACCGAGUUCCUGGCGGACGCCGCCGUCGAGCAGCAGAGACCAUCGCCGCCACUGGCGGUCCACGCGCGUCGCAGCGGCCGGUCGUGCCGCGUCAAAGGCGAGCCGUCGCUGCCGCCCCAGGAGGCCGGCGGUCGCUCUCGGCGGAACAUGCACGGUGCGCAUGCGGAGACCGACGCCGCUAGCAGUCGGGACACGCGACAGAGUGUGUGCGGCAGCAGCGGCGACACGGUGGACUCUGGGCUGGCGGCCAGCGGCGGCUCCACAG
This is a messenger RNA of Pollicipes pollicipes, 1470 nucleotides long. Its product is annotated as storkhead-box protein 1. Gene Ontology annotation, biological process: regulation of transcription by RNA polymerase II. The record is from RefSeq and is a predicted model, not a curated record. Gene Ontology annotation, cellular component: nucleus; cytoplasm. Lineage: Eukaryota; Metazoa; Arthropoda; Thecostraca; Pollicipedomorpha; Pollicipedidae. Gene Ontology annotation, molecular function: RNA polymerase II transcription regulatory region sequence-specific DNA binding.